AUGGUCCUCAUCUCCAACAUCGUGACCCUUCUGGUCACGGCAGCCAGCGGCUACGCCGUCUACUUCUCGGCUCAGUCCAUCCCGAAGCUUCAAAAGUAUGAGCAGACAGCCGAGAAGGCUGCCGAAUGGAGCAGCACCGCCAAGAAGCAGCUCUGGGAUACCCGCUACACCGUCGGCGCCGGCUUCAUCUUUUCCCUCUUCUCACUCUACAACGGCCUGAGCUUCGUGCUCUUCACCUCUAGCAAGCUUGUCUUCCGCAACACCGCCUGGGCUCUCGUCCUCGCCGCCGGCUCGUACGGCAUCAGCCUCUACAUGCGCUCGUACUGGAACACCAAGGCCAAGAUUCCCAUGCUCGAGGAGUACAAUCGCGCCAUUGAAGACUCGACGCAGGUGGCCAAGGCACUGGAUGUCCUUGUUCUAGGGUGGUUGGUCGUGGCCCCACUGAAGCUCUUCGGCGUUUAG
Verticillium nonalfalfae is the source of this 462-nucleotide messenger RNA. RefSeq lists its product as uncharacterized. The record is from RefSeq and is a predicted model, not a curated record. Lineage: Eukaryota; Fungi; Ascomycota; Sordariomycetes; Glomerellales; Plectosphaerellaceae. The transcript is spliced from 2 exons. Bases 1 to 462 code for a protein of 153 amino acids.